CAUUUUGGCUAUCAGUUUUGUUUGUUUGUUGUGAGAGUGCAGAAGUUACGGAUUAAGACGGAGGAAAUCAGUUGCCACCGAAAUCAAACAGCGCCAUGGACAUGUCCAUGCAGGGUAAAGGCCAUAUGUCCGAAGAGGAGGAUGACCUGGAACUGCUCAGAAUGGCAGCUCUGCAAACGCUCAAGAAACCAGAGAAAGCUGACAAUCAUCACCAUGGCAGAGGUGGUAAGUCAGCGCUUCAGAUGCCGUACAGCCACAACAAGUUUGGCAAUGCAAAGAGGAUGUGGGGUUUCCAUCAUUCAGGACCAGGUCGGGGCGCCAGAAAUGGUCAAUUCAAUGGGAGAGUUAGGAGCACCAACCUGAUUGCGAUACAGACGGCGCCGGAGCAGCCCCAGGAGAAAGUCAUGGAAAUCCCCAAGUUGACGUUGCCCCAAGACAGGUAUUGCAAUAACAACACAGUGAAGGGGGAGACUAAAGAGGAGAAGAGCAAAUUCAAUCGAUACGACAAGUCUGACAAUGACUCGGAUAGUGAGGAUGAGCAGUUGGAGAAUGAAAAAUCAGAUGGUGACACGAGUCCUGGCAAAUUGAAAAGGGCCAACAGCUUGGAGGCUCUGAUGCAGGAGCUUGAGUAUGAGAUAUCUGGGGAGAAAGUCCCGAAAGUCACAAAAGCUAAGCCUAAAAAGGUUAAGGUCAAGAGGCAAAAUUCUGAAAGCGAAGAUGUUAAAGUUGAAGAGAAAACUGUUGUUAAAGAGGAAGUGAUUGUUAAGGAGGAACCACCAGUGAAAAAAGAUGAGGAAAUAAAAUCGCCCAUCGCAAAUAGAAAGACUUCGCCGAUUAAGGAGCAACCGGUGAGGAAGGACUUUUAUUCUAAUAAAAUGCAUUACGUUAAGAACGUGAGGCCGUACACGCAGCCACCUCUGAUCGUUAAUAAUCCGGUGCCUGUGUUGUUUCAUCCGUUAAUACCGCCGCCAAAUUUCCCGCAGAGGCCUUUAUCUCCGCUCAACAUAAACACCGGUUUAAGUACGAUCACUAUGGCGCCGCUGUCGCCGAGAAGUGCGGCGUUCGUGAUGCAGAACAGGGAGAUAAUUGAGAGGCGGAAGAAGUCGCCGAGACGAUCGUUUUCGCGCUCUCCAUCGCCGACACAGAGGCCCGUUAUCAGGAAAUCGAGGAGUCCAUCGCCGAGGAGGUAUCCUCGAUCAGCAUCUCCAAAGAGAGUAUCGCCUGUAAGACGCGCAGCGCCGAGAAGAGUGACUUCUCCCCGACGCAGAAACUCUACCGAGAGGAAGGUUUCACCGAAAGCAUCGCGCAAAUCUCCGCCCAAAUUAUCUGUGCGCGAUCGUUUGGGUACGAGGAAGGAGGAGGAGGCGACGCCGGCGGCAGCACCCGUCGUUAAAAGGAAACGCACUCCAACGCCUGAACCACCAGCAUCUCAGAGCGACGAUCCCGUUUUGGAGGCGAGAAAGAAGAAAUUCCAAGACACGAAACCAAUCAAGGAGGGAAUCAUCAGAUUGAAACAGAAAGCGGAUGACUGUGCAGCUGUUGCGUUGGAGGUGCCGACGCCACCCGAAGAGGAAAAUGCGGAGACAGACGAUCUCCUGGAGUUGGACGCUGGCGAUAUGAUGGACGAUAUCUUCUCCGACGAUGAAUCGGAGAAUGAGGACAACGAGGGCAGAUUUAAAUCGGCGACGACGUCGCGACGCAACGUCUCGCUGUUGCCGUUCUCGCAGCUGGUGAACGGACCGAACCGUGAGGCCACGACCAAGUCCAAACCGACGACAACGACGAGGCGUGAACGUCGUCGCGGUGAGAGACGUCGUUCGAAGUCGAGGAGCGGCAAGGAGCGCGGCAGCAGCAAGACGGAGAAGAAGAUGCGCGUGACGUCGCCGAUCGAGAGCAAGAAGAUCGAGAUCAAGAUCAGGAAUCCAGCAAAGUACGAGAGUCGUUCCGAUUCCAAAAGGAAAGUGGCAGUCGAGUCUGAGAACAUUGUGACGACGAAGACGAAAGACGACGAUCGUGAUGAGCAGCAGCAGCAGCCGCACAUCGUUAUCGACGACGAUGAUGAUGUUAAAAAAACUGACGGAGAUCUGAGGGCCCAGUUGAGCAGGAAACGCGCAGAGAGGCAACACCACCACCAUCAUCACCACAAACUCCCGAUGGCCGCCGAGGACGUCCAGUCGCGUUUGCUGCAGAACGCGUUGCAGGGCGCCGUCUACAAGAAGGCCAAGAAGUCGAGGCGGAAAGAGAACGAGAAGGUCUCGUCUUCUCAGGCAACUGCGCCAGCAACCAAAGACAAGCUGCCCAUCCAUAUGCGACUGGGCGUGAGCUCGGGCGGCGACGCGAGUGAUUCGGCCGAGCCGUCGCCACCGAAGAAGAAGAAAAAGAAAUCCAGUAGGAUCUUAGAGCAGGUAUUGUUCAGGAAUGAUUUGGUAAAUAUUUUGAGAUUAAUGAUGAUGUGUGCCUGAUUCGAUUUCACGGUGAAACUAUUGAAACACUAGCACUCCUCACACGCCUCUCCUGACACGCCCUCCUACCCAAUUCUUAACCCGACCCGAAUUGUACAAAGUGCCGUGUUUAACUGUGAUAAUUUUUUAUAUAUGCGUAUUCAGUAUUUGUUAUUUGCAAAAAACUAUUUAAUGUGAUUCAUUUUAUGGCGGAGCGAAUGAUGCGAAUUCGGGUGUGAAUGUCAGUAUUUUACAUUUGAUUUGAUUUACCUAUUAUUAGCUGCAUGCCGUUAUCUAUCUUACUUAAUACCUAUAUUUACAUUUAGUCAGUACUUAAUUACUUCAAACAUUUAAUUAAUAACAACCACACGCAGAUUGUUCCCCCAUAACCACGAAUACUAUCUAUAUAUAUAUUAGCCGCCCUCCGCAACGAAACUUACGAUUUGUAGCACAUUUAUACUUAGUUGUGGUUCUGGAAAAUGUGUACUUAUGCGCUAGUCAUGUAACGAACGAAAAUGCCUUGAAAAGUAACCAAAAAAUGAAUGAAAGAAAGAAAAUUCACCAAAAACUAAUCUAUACAGCUGUGAUAUCAUAUU
Molecule: messenger RNA, 3037 nt
Organism: Nicrophorus vespilloides
Lineage: Eukaryota; Metazoa; Arthropoda; Insecta; Coleoptera; Silphidae
Product: serine/arginine repetitive matrix protein 1-like
Exons: 5
Coding region: 96-2462 (788 amino acids)
Source: RefSeq, a predicted model, not a curated record